CAAUUUGCACGAACGCACAUCACUAUUUUUUUGUAUUUUAAAUAAAGAAUAGGUACAGUCGAGUGCUUAAAGUUAGUGUGACAAGGAUUAUUUUGUGAAGUUCUGUGAAAAAUGUGAAACUGUGUUACGAUUUUUGUGAAUGACUGUACUUUUUUAAAGGAUUAUUCAUGACGAAUAUUUUCAGCAAUGUUCAUCACUUGGCGGUAGUGUGCGUGGUGCUGGCGUGGUGCGCAUGCGCGGCCCGCAGUGCGCCGGCGCAGCUGUGCGCGGGCGCCGCGGACGACGACCCGCGUGCCGCGCGCUUCUGCCAGGCGCUCAACACCUUCCUCGAGCUGUAUGCUGAGGCCGCUGGUGAACAGGUGCCGGAGUAUCAAGCCCUGGUCCGCGACUACCCACAACUGCUCGACACCGGCAUGAAGAGGCAAGACGUGGUGCACUCGUUCCUGCGCUUCGGCCGCCGGCGCUGACGCGUCGGGCCCCCGCAGCGACCACGCCGCGUCCACGCCAACACACCGCAACCCACAAGCAGCGACCAGGCUUAGAUUCUUUGCUAAUAUAACAUACAUUUAGUUCUUUACGUUAUUUCGUCCAAAAUAUUUAAAAAGUUCCUUUAUAAUGUAAGGCCGUAUCCCAAAUGCUAGGUAUCCGAACUGCGAAAUUAAAAAAAAAAACUCAUUCAACGUAGCGAUGUCAACAACAGCAGACGUCUAAACCUCUCUCUCCAAAUUUAAUAGACUAGAUUUAGAAGUUAUUAUAAUGAAAUGUACUUAUUGCUAAAAGUAUUAAUAGUGUUUAAGAUGUAAUUAAACGAUCUUGUUGUCAACAUUUUUGUGGCAUUUCAUUUGAUAAGGAUAAGAAUAUUUAAAUAAUUAUUAUGAUGUUUUAAAUAAAUAAAUAAAGUACGUAUUUAUGACAA
Molecule: messenger RNA, 916 nt
Organism: Helicoverpa armigera (cotton bollworm)
Lineage: Eukaryota; Metazoa; Arthropoda; Insecta; Lepidoptera; Noctuidae
Gene: MS
Product: myosuppressin
Exons: 3
Coding region: 168-467 (99 amino acids)
Source: RefSeq, a predicted model, not a curated record